Antechinus flavipes (yellow-footed antechinus) is the source of this 3684-nucleotide messenger RNA. RefSeq names its product WD repeat domain 27 (gene WDR27). The record is from RefSeq and is a predicted model, not a curated record. Gene Ontology annotation, molecular function: protein binding. Bases 1 to 2598 code for a protein of 865 amino acids. NCBI's taxonomy places the organism in Eukaryota, Metazoa, Chordata, Mammalia, Dasyuromorphia, Dasyuridae. The transcript has 25 exons.
AUGCAUAAAAGAAAGUGUGUAGGAUUACAGAGGAGACCAGUUAUUUGGAAACCUAGUUACCAAAUUAUUAAAAAACGAAGUUCACUCCCUCUUUUCCAGUCUAAUCAGAGAUUCUUUGGCUUUAAUAUGGAAGCUUCAGAAAAUGCCUCUUCUAAUAAGGUUAGCUAUGUUGUUAACAUAGUUCAAGAAAGACAUUUAAUGGAAUCUGAAGAAUCAGCAUCUCAUGUUCAACUUGCUUGCAGUCAACAUUAUUGUGCUUUCCCUUUAAAUGGAAAUAAACUUUGCAUAUGGAAUACCAACAGCCCUUUCAAUCAGCCAUUGCACUUGGAAGGACAUCAUCAGUCAAUUACUGCUGUGACAUUUGGAAACACAGUUAAUCCACUUUUUGUCUGUUCUGCAUCUUGUGACUAUGUAAUAGUUUGGAACUUAUUGGAAUGUGAAGAAAGAAUAUUAGAAGGGUUAACUCCUCAAGGAAAUGUCAUAGGAACACUUUUGGGAAUGGUGCUUUAUUUGAGAUUUAGUCCAGAUGACCGUAUUAUUGCUGUAUGUGCUGAAAAUGACAUAUUCAUGCUUGAUGCUAAGUCUGAAACUAUAUUAACUGAGCUGAAAGGUCACAUUGGUCCAGUUACUGCAGCUGAAUUUUGCACCUGGCAAAAAAAUGUAAUAAUAUCAGUGUCUGAAGACAGAAGCUUUAAGGUCUGGGAUCACUGUACUGGAUUAUUGUUAUACAAUUCAGCAGUAAUAACAGCCUAUCCUCUCCUAAGUUUGUUCAUUUAUGAAGAAAAGGAACAAUUUGUUACUGGGAAUUCUGAUGGCCAGGUUUGGAUCUUCAGUUUGAUCAGUGAGCAUCAUUAUCGAUGGGUAGCCCAAUUUGACCUACGGAAAAAACAAGAGGUUUUCUUCAAUAAAAGGAUCAAAUUAGCACAACGUAGCCAAAUAGAGAAUCGACUUUCCUAUUUAAGGGAGCUGAAAAAAGAACAAAAAGUAGAAACAACAUUUCCUAUAUUGAGAAUUGAACGCUGUGUUCAGUCAGUUAAUGAAAAAUGUGAAUUCUUCCCUGCUGCCGACACCAGAUGCUUGUGGAUAGGAAGCUCUACAGGUUUAUUCAUAAUUAACUUGGACAACUUGGAAUUAGAAUCUGUUUUACAUUUUAAAGAUUUCAGUAAUCUCAGCAUUAAAGUUGCUGGAUCAUGUGCAAUAAUGAACAAAGCUGUUAAUCAUAAGGUUUUCUGUUUGCUGAGCUCUCUGUUUGGAAAUCAAAUUGCUAUAUUGGAAAUUAAUCUUCUUGCACUCAUGCUAUCACAGCGUUAUGAUGUGGAAGAGACUCUUUCAGUUAUUGCCAGUUCCUGUCUUCUGUCAACUUCUCCACUACAUGCUACAACUUUCAAGAAGAAAAAUAUUAAUUUGGCUAGUCAAAAGAAGUCUGCUGUGAAGAGCACCAUAAAAGACCAACCAGUGGUUUUCCACAAUAAAGUUGUAUCAUCUGGUUAUGCAUCUGCACCACAAAGAACUAUGUUUUCACCAAAGACCAACAUAAAGACAAAUGGUGAAAGAUUCUCAGACUUGAAGAGUUAUUAUAAAUGUAAAGAUUAUCCCUUGGAGAGUCCACUACCAACCACGCUUAACAGGCAGCUAUCUAUAGCCAAUAAAGCAACUGCUAUUUAUUGCCUUCAGUAUUCAGGAGAUGGACUCUAUUUGGCUUGUGGUUUAGCUGACCAUUUAUUGCUAGUUUUCAAAUCCAGUCUUACUAGAGUACCGACUGUUUUUCAAGGUCAUAAUGCAGCAGUGACUUCAGUUGGCUGGAGUCAUGACAGGAAAUGGUUAGUUUCUGCUUCAGAAGACAGAACAUUGAGAAUUUGGUCUGUUAGGACUACAGAAUCUACAGUAUUUCUGGACAAGGACAUGUUAAGCAAACCUAUACGAGUCACACAAUUUUAUUAUAUGGAUGCUUUUAUAUUGCUAUCUUCUGGAUCUGAAUUUCACCUAUUAAAAUAUUAUAUCGACACACAAAAAGAUGAGCUCAAAAGAUAUAAACAAAAGAACAAAUCCAAAAUUGUCAAGACAUUUUCUAUGACAUCAACUGUAGAGAUUACCAGUCUUUCGGCCAUAAAUGAUUUCUAUUCUUAUAUUGUUCUCACAACUGGAAGUAACAAGGGAUUGGAAAUUUUUGAUCUUAAUGUAGAUUCCAGUGUAGCAGUGAUCCCAGAUAUUCAUUCAAGAUCAGCCCAUCAGAUCUGCCAAAAUAAAGGAUCAGCAUUUGCUGCACAACCAUUUGAGAAUUACAAUCUUUUCUUAACAACAGCAAUCGGUGAUGCAAUAAAACUGUGGGAUAUAAGGACAUUGAGGUGUGAACGCCGUUUUGAAGGACAUCUUAACCGCUGCCAUCCCUGUGCAAUUUCCAUCAGUCCUUGUGGCAGAUAUAUAGCCUGUGGAUCAGAGGACAAACAUGCAUACAUAUAUGAGAUGGGCUCAAGCACGUUUUCCCACAAAUUGGCGGGACACACAGAGACAGUUUUGAAUGUGGCUUUUAAUCCAUCAAAACCCCAGCUUGCCACAGCUACAUUGGAUGGUAAACUCCAGUUGUUUCUACCCAAAUGAUUGCUGACCUAUGGAAGAUCAAUCAACAUUUUUGGAAAGUAAUAAUUUGUUGAAAAAAAAAAGUUGUUCAUUCAUCAGAAGUAGGAAAAGAAGAAGAAGGUUCUUUUUCAAACUCCAGCCUCUUUUUCAGAUUUCCUUCCAUGUAGGUCAUAUAGCCUGUAUUUAUAAAUUUAAAGUUUUAGACUUGCCCAAUGCUCAAAAGUGAUUUUUCCUUCCUAGCUUGGAAAAAUAGAAGGAGUAAUACACACUGCAAUAGUCUGCAGGGGUAUCACUUGAUAAUAAUGGAAGCAGAAAUUUUCACACAAACAUAAUCCAAUGUUUAUUAUUAAACUAUGUGAAAGAGGAAAAAAAAACCCAAUAGCUUGUUUCUGAGACAGUGAUUAUCGUCAAAUGAAUUCUGUUAAAUAGUACAGAACCUUAAAGAAACUGACACCCUUCCAGGGACAACUGGGUGCUAUCUUGAAUGGAAUAGUAAAUUAUUGAGUUAUCUGAUGUUAUCUGAUGACUAAAGUACUCUUGUUAACGGAGUAGUGGGAAAAACGCUUUUAUUUAUAGACUGUGUCAUACAAACUUCAGGACGAUUUUCAGACUCCUGAACCAUUAUAAGUUGCCUAUGCAAUGAUCUUAAACUGGCCUGGAGAAUCGACUAGUUCCCAAAGCAGAGGUUCUGAUAAUAAUUUAUUGUUUUUGAAAUAAUUUGAAUUUCUUGUGGAGUUCCUGCUGAAUAAUGAAGUAUUGGAGAAACCUAGAUCUGAUCUCAUUUCUUGGAGUUCCCCUGGAUUAGGAAUAGGUUCUGCUAUAUAGAAAACCCUAGAUAAAACUGGCUGUAGGACAAUGUCCAGCAAACAUUGUAGUCUCACUGCUAACCAUGAUAGCAAAAAGCAACAUGUUACUACAAUACUUCCUAGGAAAUAAUUUACUAUUGACUUUUAAGUUUUGCAAAAUGCUGAAAUUAUUGUAUUAUUAUUGUCAUUUUACAGAUGCAGAAAUAGACAAAGUUUAAGUAACUUACCUAAGCCACUCAGGUAGUAAAUAUGUAAGAUAGGAUUCAAAUCCAGGUCUUCCUGAUACCAAAGCCAACACACA